AUGUCUGUGUUGAUUAAUGGGUCACCAUCCAACCCAUUCAGAAUGGAGAGAGGUCUUAGACAAAGAGACCCUCUCUCACCCUUUCUUUUUGUUCUUGUCGUUGACGUCUUGCAUAGGAUGGUGGGUGAGGCAGUGAGGAAUGGACACAUCUCUCCACUGCUGGUUGGAAGGGACAACAUAGAGUUGUCGCAUCUCCAGUUCGUAGAUGAUACAAUUUUAUUUUGCCCUCAAGAAAUGGAGAUAGUCAUGAAUUAUAAGAGGCUUCUGCAUUGUUUUGAGUUGAUGUAUGGUUUGAGUAUUAACUUUGAUAAGUCAAAUUUGAUUUCGGUUAACUAUGAGCAGGAUUGGGUGACGGAUAUGUGUGGUUUGUUGGGAUGUGCGGAAGUUGCUUUACCUGCAAGGUACUUAGGUAUUCCUCUAGAGGCGAACCCUCGGUUGGUGAAGACCUGGAAACCAAUCAUAGAUAAUAUGGAAGAUAAGCUUAGCUUAUGGAAAGCGAAGUCCCUCAACAAGGAUGGAAAGCUUGUUCUCAUAAAAUCUGUUCUUAAUAGCUUACCGGUUUACUACCUUAACUUGUAUAAGAUGUCAAAGUCGGUAGCAGAAAAACUUAUUGGGCUAUAG
Molecule: messenger RNA, 621 nt
Organism: Arachis duranensis
Lineage: Eukaryota; Viridiplantae; Streptophyta; Magnoliopsida; Fabales; Fabaceae
Exons: 1
Coding region: 1-621 (206 amino acids)
Source: RefSeq, a predicted model, not a curated record